GCGGGCGCCGGGAUGAGCCUCCGCGCGCCGCGGCAGCCCUGAGCAGCAGGCCGGGCCAGAGGAGCGCGGCGCCCGCCCGCCGCGGGCCAUGGCGUUCCUGGCCGGGCCGCGCCUGCUGGACUGGGCCAGCUCCCCGCCGCACCUGCAGUUCAACAAGUUCGUACUCACGGGCUACCGGCCGGCCAGCAGCGGCUCGGGCUGUCUGCGCAGCCUCUUCUACCUGCACAACGAGCUGGGCAACAUCUACACGCACGGGCUGGCCUUGCUAGGCUUCCUGGUGCUGCUGCCCAUGACCAUGCCGUGGGGCCAGCUGGGCCAGGACGGCUGGCUGGGCGGGACACACUGUGUGGCCUGCCUGGCCCCUCCUGCGGGCUCUGUGCUGUACCAUCUCUUCAUGUGCCACCAAGGGGGCAGCGCCGUGUAUACCCGCCUCCUCGCCCUGGACAUGUGUGGCGUCUGCCUUGUCAACACCCUUGGGGCGCUGCCCAUCAUCCACUGCACCCUGGCCUGUAGGCCCUGGCUGCGUCCGGCUGCCCUGGUGGGCUACACCGUGCUGUCUGGCGUGGCUGGCUGGCGGGCCCUCACUGCCCCCUCCACCAGUGCCCGGCUCCGUGCCUUUGGUUGGCAGGCUGCUGCCCGCCUCCUGGUGUUCGGGGCCCGGGGAGUGGGGCUGGGCUCCGGCGCCCCGGGCUCCCUGCGCUGCUACCUGCGCAUGGAUGCGCUGGCACUCCUUGGGGGACUGGUGAAUGUGGCCCGCCUGCCAGAGCGCUGGGGACCUGGCCGCUUCGACUACUGGGGCAACUCCCACCAGAUCAUGCACCUGCUCAGCGUGGGCUCCAUCCUCCAGCUGCACGCCGGCGUCGUGCCAGACCUGCUCUGGGCCGCCCACCACACCUGCCCCCCAGACUGAGCCACCUCCUGCCUGCCACGUCGGCCUCUCUGCAGUUACCUGGGACCGACGAUCGCGCUUCACUCCUGCUGGUCUGCGAGGGGCUGACUCCCUGGAUGCUUCCAGCAAAUUGGACUUCCCAGCUGGCAGCCGUUACCCGUUCAUCUGAUUUUCCCUGUGGACUAGCCUCUUCUACGCACGUCUCGGAGCUCUGGCUUCCCUCCCUGCCUUCUUUCCGGGUACUGUCUGUGUGGGCUAGACGGAAACCUUCCUUCCUAGGCCUCCGUUUAUCCUCCUCUGUGACCUGUGAGGGUGUGGCCAGAGGGACUCUGGGGUCACGUCUGGCUCUGACAGUUGGGAUGCUAUCAGCCCAGAGCCGUGAGCCCAACACCCUGCCCCACAUGUAAAGUACCUCAUGGCUGCCUUGCCCAGCCUUCAGCCCAUAUUUCCUGACCUUUCUGGUCUGAGUGCCAGCCCUCCCUGCAGCCUGAGGCUCACCCACCCCUUCUCCCUUCGUCCAGAGACUGUGGAGUGAGGGGUUUGGGCAACAGGACUAGUCUCUUAUCCCAGGACCAAGGGGUAGGAGGGCGGCUGCAGCUGCUUUUUCCAGGCAGCAAGAACAGAGACAUGAAGCACUGAGUGGCCACUGGGCUGAGGGCCCUCCCUCCACCUUGAGUGCCAUGCUCUGAUGGCUUGACCUACACAGUGGGGACGUGCCUGCUCAGGAAAUCUCUGCUCCACACAGCGCCUGGAUCCUACCUCCAGUCAGCUGGCCUGGGGCCCUGUAUCAGGGCUCAGCCUCGGGGCCACAAACCCCCGGCAACAUCAAUAAAGGGUAGGAAGUGCUGUGUUGCCACACAA
Nyctereutes procyonoides (raccoon dog) is the source of this 1750-nucleotide messenger RNA. RefSeq names its product progestin and adipoQ receptor family member 4 (gene PAQR4). NCBI's taxonomy places the organism in Eukaryota, Metazoa, Chordata, Mammalia, Carnivora, Canidae. Gene Ontology annotation, cellular component: membrane. The record is from RefSeq and is a predicted model, not a curated record. The transcript has 3 exons. Gene Ontology annotation, molecular function: signaling receptor activity. Bases 89 to 910 code for a protein of 273 amino acids.